Molecule: messenger RNA, 5071 nt
Organism: Colletes gigas
Lineage: Eukaryota; Metazoa; Arthropoda; Insecta; Hymenoptera; Colletidae
Exons: 6
Coding region: 270-3617 (1115 amino acids)
Biological process (GO): positive regulation of protein tyrosine kinase activity; neuromuscular junction development
Molecular function (GO): protein kinase binding
Source: RefSeq, a predicted model, not a curated record
AGUGCACGCAGCAAGCGAAGAUUGUCAAGAUGGAUGCUCGUUGCCGAUGGUACGAAGUAUGGAUUUUGCCGCGUGAUUCGUGAAAUGCGAAACCACUGUUGUUGUUCGACGAGAGAAAAGAUCGUGUACCGGAAAAUGUCUGUGUUCUCGGUGUUCUAACGUUAUUCUGCUAUGGUGUCUCCCGGUACGCAGCGUUGAGUAAACGGAGUGCUUUUACAUAGUGAUGAGAAAAACAUCCAGAACCAGUACAGUAGCAGCGGCUUUCUACAAUGGUGGAUAACAAUUGUAUUAUCGAGGGAAAUGUCAAGUUUCGUGACGGCAAAAAAUGGAAAUCCAGAUGGUGUGUUAUGAGGAAAUUAUCACCAGUUGCAGAUUGUCUUCAUUUGCAACUUUACGGGGAUAGCAAGGAUCGGUACAAACAAGGCCAAACAAAAGCUUCGUUAAGUUUGCAACAUUUUCUUGGCGUGGAGAGCGGUUUUACUCUAGACAAGGAGUCCAACACGAUCGCUAUAAUAUGUCAGGACGUGACAGUUGUUCUCGCCUUUGACACUAGAGAACGGUUGAUCCAAUGGCAAGUGAAGAUUUCGAACAAUCUAGGCGAAGAUCAACAGUUCCUGAUACUGAUCUCCACGGUGCCAUCGAAAGCGAAGAUUCCAAGCGGGCCAGCGCAUUUGCAUAUCCAGGAUCGUCGGUUCUGCAUCACCAUUGGCAUACCACCGAGAUUGGUAGGCAUUUGGGAGAUCGCGCAUCUUCGUCGUUAUGGGGUGGUAGAGGGCAGAUUCUGUUUCGAGGGUGGCUCGAGAUGUGGUCGAGGGGAAGGUCUUCACGUACUGAUCACUGAUCAAGGUGAGGAUAUCGUGAAGAUGUUGCAGCUAGCAGCGGAGGGAAAGCUGACGAAAAAGCGGCCGAUCAGCAGAGAGCAAAUGGCUCAAGACAGUCCGCGUCGUCAGUUCUCCCGAUCCGAAACUAGAGCAAGCGACUUCUUCCCCUCGACCAUAUACUCGUCGACGUACGAGGAUCAGUGCGACAGCUGCAAGAACGAGAGCUCGCCUUACUGGUCGUCCGCCGAGAGUAGACAGCAAACGGAACUCGACAGGGAUUACAGCAGCAGAGACACUAUCUCUGUCUCGGAGCUACCGGACCAACCAGGAGAUUGGCGCAGCUGUUCCUUGACUCGUCAAGGCACGUCUGCAUUGGAACGAUGCGCCAGCUGUAUCAGCAAACUCGGAACCGUGUCGAAAUCCUCGACUCUAGCCACGACGACCGGUACCGGUAGCAUAAGCAGUCCCGCCGGCACGAUGAACAAUCUCGUCGGCCAUUUGCAGCCUCGUACGCUGGACCGAUUAUCGUUGUCCUCGUACAGCAGUAGCAGCCACGAUAGCGAUUAUUCCGGUUCCCAGCAACAGAUCGAGUGUCAUUGUUCGCAAAUGAAGUCGCAGCAGGUGACCGUACAACGCGCGUCGCCGAGUCCCGGUGCACUGCCACCGAGACCUCCAAAACCGUCCCAAAACACUGCCACGAAAAAGGUGAAAAAGCCACCCAUGCCACUGCCAAACGAGCAAUCUUGCGUACACUCUCGCAAACAGCAGCUAGUCGUUCGCAACGCGUCCGCAGUUACCGCCGCCGCUACUCCGGCUACUCCGGCUGCUGCUGGUCCAUACGAGAAUUACGAUGUGCCUAAGACGAUCUUGGGUCAUCACAUGGUGUUGGAGCAGGCUCCCCAACCGGAUCAGUAUUACGAUACGCCAAGGAAAAUCAAAGAAUGCCUGGCACUGCCAAAAAUUUAUCCCAAUUACGAUACGCCGCAAACUCCGCAGGCUGUGGUGCUGCAACAGUGUGGUUGCCCGGCCAAGCUCACCAUUCAGUCGCCCCGAUCUUCCGGAUGUCCUUGUCAGAACAUGAUGAGUUGGGCCGGUUUCGUAUUGCCGUACUGUAGACGGGGAGCGGGAAUAGAGCCGACCGGGGUGACCGUGCAUCCUGUGAAGCUUUCCGGGGAGGGAAAGAUGCCGGUGGUGAACGCCAGCGGGGAAAUCGCAAUUUACGCGACGGCGAAGAGGUUCAAGAAGUUGGAGAUCGUCGAAGACACUGCCAAGGACGGCUGCGAUUGCCUCCAAGAGAACACGUCCAACAAUUACGAGAACGUCGAGCCGGUUAUCGACACACAACCAGAGUCCAGACAAGCAAAUUACGCCAACAUCGACUUCACGCAGUCUUUGGAGCAUUACGAGAACAGUAAGGAUCUCCUGGCGAAGAGCGGUAUAUCGCAAGAGGAGAUAGAGAAGUUCGCGGAUCAGAUAAAAGAGGAAACGGCCGAAUCGUACACCGAAGAUUCGUCGAAGAUAUGUCAAAAGUGCGGCCACGUUAAGGACAGAGAGAACGAUUAUUUAGUGAUGAACCCUGAGAAACAAACGCCAAAGAAACCGUUCCCUGGUUACCUGCCGAUGCAACCGGCGCACAACGCGUGCUCGAAGGAGAUACUGUCGAGGAUCUGCAGCGGUAUAAAAAGCUCGAGCAAUCCCGCGUUAUCGGGGUCAGCGUCUACCGACGCCGGGAAAAAGCGAUCCGAUUCCGAGUUUCGUGUUCCUGGUUCGGCAAUGUUGUCCAGCCCGUAUCUUAGACGUCGUUACUUCGACGGGAACAGUACAGAGCCCAGCGGGAAUAUCGGUUUACUGUUGCGAAAACGAUCGUACUCGGCGGAGUCUGCUCAUUACCUGGACGACGAGAACCACACGUUCCCGUCGACUCUCACCAUUCAUAAAUGUUCGAGCGAAGCGGAUAAAGCUUCUCUGGUCACGGGAGACACGCACGCCUCGUGCGUUAAUUCCGAGACGAAGAUCGGUCAAGAGAACGGCCAGAUAUCGAUAGCCUCGUCCCAGCCGUCGUUUAUAAAGAUCCGACGGUCUUCUUCCGUGCCGUCGAAAACCGGUCACAAUAGAGACUCCUCGAGCAGCAACGACUCCGGUGUUUCUACCGGGUCUCUCAGUCACAGAACGGCCGAGUUCGUUGAGUUCGAACUGUCCAUAGUGCCAUCGACCUCGACGAGGAAGCAGAACGUGUUGUCUGUUUACCGGAAGAGUCCACCGCCCACCUGUUACCACAGCAGCCUACCAAGAAAAUCGAAAUCCAGCGACCCGCUACGAGAAUUGUCCUUUCAGUUUCAAAAGAUCAAGAUACCCACCAAGUCCUCGUCGGCAGAGGCCGACAUACCCACGUGUUUGCCAAAAGGCGCGAAAGGUUUCAACAGCCCCGGAGAAGUGUCCAGCGCGCCUUACAUCGACUCGCGAAGCACCAGUAGCGGUACAUCCGACAUGUCCGAUUACAUCGAGACGUUGUCGUUGUCGUCCCACUCGUCGUCCGAUACACCGGACAGUCUCAGACUGAGCGGCAGAGCAGUGGCAACGACGCUUCGUCCACGCAGCGGAAAAGAAUAUUACAAAAUCGAUCGAAGUAUUCUUGUUGAGCAAGGAAGAACGUUAACGACACCAUCCGCUAAUUACGCGAACAUUACCCCGGUGCUUGAGAAAAGCGAAUCCCCCUCGCCUGGAUACAUGAGUAGUUCUCCCUUUGAACAACCGCAACCUACUCGCGAGCACUUUUUAUUUCCUGAUGAAGCUUGAACGCGGCAACAUUGUUUGGGAAGAGAGCGGAAAACUUCAAGUUCCUAGGAAUUCCAAACAAAAUCAGUAAGAGUAUUCACGAUAGAAAUUAUAAAUUAUAUCGGGGCGUCAUGACUGUUUACACUAUACGCGGGUAUCUAGCAGUUACCCAAACGUAGUUUUCAAAGCAGUGCGUAUGCAUCGCAUCGAGCUUGUGUACGUUGAUAUCAUUCCGUCAGAUUGAGGAAGAAAUAGACCAUCUUUAACGGUACAAGGUUCAGGAACCAGUGUAAAAGAGCUAUGUAGAACAGUCGUCUUUCUAAUUUCCUCGCGUCUAUUACGACGAAGUCUUCUUACACGUAUGAGUCCGCACAAUCAAAAGAACCUUAAAGUAAGAUGUUUCUCGAAAUGUAUCUAGGUUCUAGCGUAUAGUCGAAAUGAAGUCAAUAAUUGAACACUUCUUACAACGACUCAAACAAUUUCUAAAAUAUGCUCAAUAAGAAACUCUAAUAGUUUGUAUAGUAAGAAUCCUGCCCUAGGAUAAAAACAAAAAAAGUGUAUGCAUCAUAUACUUUAUAUGAGUAUAUCGUUUUUUGAAUAUUUUUUAUUUUAUAUGAGUAUACUUCUACAUAGGGUUUGUACAGCGGGUUAAACCGAGAAUGCAAUUUACGACUCUGUGUUUAUACUGAUUAAUACACGAUCCAUCUGUAUUUGUAUUUAAUAUACAACCAAAAAAAAAAAAAAACGGGCAAGAAAGCAAAGGGAAGAAAAAGAACUAAACGAUGGAGGAAAAGAAAAGAAAAAAAAAAAUGCAAUGAAAGUAAUCAGUUGCAGAGCAUUCACAGGGUUUUCAACACUUACUAGUUAUUUUCUAAAGGCUAAGGUGUAACGUAAUAUAGCCGUAAAUGGUCUUCUUUUUAACGAGAUUUAUAUGGUGGAUAUUCUAGAGUCUCUGGGCAAUCAAAGAUGGCACUAUGUAUAGGUUAUAAAGAAAAUGUCUUUAAAUAAGUCCUAAGGAUACGCGAAUGAUGUAAAGUUCGAGUUAUUUUUAUUGAAUUUUUAUGGUUAUAGGUCCAGGAGUGGGUCUUUAACAGAACGGGCCUUUAAUAGUACGUUCCAAGUCUCGUAUUGUGCUUCAAUUUCGAUGAUUUCCUAUUAGAUUUAUAUAGAUCACGCAACGAAUUAGUUAUUAACGCGAUUGCAAUAUGAUUUCCGGUUUCCGUAUAUCGUAUAGAGAUGGUACUUGAAAGAUAUUUUUUAUUCAUAACCGAGGGGUUAGGCCUGUAUCGUUUCGUGCGCGAAUAACGUAUAUGUUUAUGGAAUUUUUUACCAAACAAAAAGAAAAAAUAAUAUUUAUUUUUACUUGGACGGUGCAGGAUGGGAUCUUUUUGAUAAUAAACUAUUUAUAACGUAGGCGACUAAGAAACGAACGACUCAGUAUAGUUCUAUCGAUCGAUCGAAUCUAGUUAAGCCUG